AUGCUGUACAUUAACGUAAACAACAUUUUUUUCAAAUCGUACUCUGUGGAUCCACUUUCAGGACAUGCAAUCUAUGUCUUUGAUUCAACUUAUUUGCCGUCAUCUGAGGAAGUCGGUGACAAGCAAGUUUAUGAUCUGCUCAUCGACAAAUUAAUGGAUAAAUUAAUUGCCAAGAUUCCAUCAGCACCAUUUAUACUUGUAGUAUUCUCAUCAGGUUUCCUCCAGAAAAAGAUUAGUUGGGUCUAUGGAAUAAGAAUGUUCUCCAAAUUACCAAAAGAAUUGCGUGCCUGUUUACAAAAAGCGUAUAUCGUACACGAAUCCUUUUUUAUCAAAACGGUUUACCAAGUUUUAACCAAUGCCCUAAAUAUUAAGAACUUGGGUAACACUGCACUUUUAGAUUUUAGCAGUUCUAAAAACAGCUUAGAUUCUUUACAAAAUGCGACCAUUAUCCAUGUGGCUGAUUUGACCGAUCUUUCAGCCCUAGUUGAUAUUACGAGAUUAAGGAUAUCGCUUAAUGUUUACCUUUACGAUUAUCAAUUUAGUGAAUACAUCGAUGUUCCUCGAGAGUAUUUCGAUAGGCUAUCAUCAUUAGGAGCUAGACAAUACAGACAACUGAUAUUUGAUAAGAUAUUCAAAAGGUUAGAACUAGAUGCGACAAAACACGAAUUGGUAUUCCAAAAGCCAGGCUCAUACAAAAGAGUAAACAUUUUAUUGGACAUCAUCGAAAGGAACAACUAUAUCGAUCUAUCACAAUGGGACAUUUAUGCACUUGCGAGUGUCUUCCUACAUUUUUUAAAGCAUAAAUCAUUGCCACUGAUACCAAUUGAUUUCAUUGCAUUACCAAUUAGCGAUGAUUUUGAAUACACAUAUACCACUUUUUGUUCGAUGGUAAAGCAUAAUCAGUACUAUGACCUUUUAGAGACUGUUUUCCCCUUAUUCAUCGCGCAAUUGGAACAUAGUGAUGUAACCAAACAUGACCCAAGGACCUUGAGUAAGGCCCUAUGUCCACAGUUGUGUCAGGAGAAAAUAUCCAUGAUAAGUGCAGAUAGAUUGGCCAUAGGGACUAGAUUCAUUAGAAACCUUUUAGAACACUUCCCAGGUAUUGUACAGCGCAUUGAUAGAGCAAGAAUGGGGAGAACAAAGGCACCUUCACCAAUUAAAAGAGUGGACAGAUCCAGAGAGGAAAGACUACCUCGUAAAUCGUCCAGUUCGAACUCAGCUCCACAACCGCCAAGACCAAGAAAGUUAUUUAAUGACCAGGAAAAAAUUCCAAAAGAACAAGAAAUACAAGAACCAAAACCAAUAAAACCUAUAAGACCAAUUACAGUCUUUGAUACGAACAAGAUGCCUACAGUGGAAAGAUUAGCGCCAUCGGUUCCACAGGAAAAGCCACAAUCGCCACAAAAACGUUUAUCCUCCGGAGAUGUCUCCUCUAAAAAUACCAUCGACUCUAGAGAAGACCUAAGUUCCUCAUCUACCAUGGUAAACGAAUUGAACAACAGCAACAACAACAACAACAACAAUGAUACCGAUAACAAUAAUACCAUACCAGCCUUAAGACCAAAGGAAUCUGUCGAAGAUCUGGCAUCAAGAUCUACCUCUUUGAGCGGCAGUACAGAUACCAUCAGCCAAAUGGUCACGGAUAACCAAUUGGGAGACACAAAUAACGAGAGCGAUACCAGUGCGUCCCAACUAGCAUUUGAUGACAAAAAGGUCUCAUUACAAAAAUCAACAUCAAAAUCAACAUCACCACCACCACCUGCUCCAAAGAUAAUUCAAUUCGAUAGAGAAUUACAAAGUAAAAGACUAAAUCACGUUAAGAAUCAGAAUACUAAAUUUUCUCACGAAGGUUACUCAGAUAUUAAAGCAGGUAGCAAGGUGAGUAAGCUUGCAGCAUUAUAUGAGGAAAGAUUACAGGGUUUACAGGCCAUUGAAGAGAUUAAAAAGAAGGACAACCUUAAAGGGCUGUAA
This is a messenger RNA of Zygosaccharomyces rouxii, 1971 nucleotides long. RefSeq names its product Ecm25p (gene ECM25). Gene Ontology annotation, molecular function: GTPase activator activity. The record is from RefSeq and is a predicted model, not a curated record. Gene Ontology annotation, cellular component: cytoplasm. NCBI's taxonomy places the organism in Eukaryota, Fungi, Ascomycota, Saccharomycetes, Saccharomycetales, Saccharomycetaceae. Gene Ontology annotation, biological process: small GTPase-mediated signal transduction. The coding region runs from base 1 to 1971 and encodes 656 amino acids. The transcript has a single exon.